Humulus lupulus (European hop) is the source of this 1594-nucleotide messenger RNA. RefSeq names its product KRR1 small subunit processome component-like. Gene Ontology annotation, molecular function: RNA binding. Bases 243 to 1394 code for a protein of 383 amino acids. Gene Ontology annotation, cellular component: nucleolus; small-subunit processome. The record is from RefSeq and is a predicted model, not a curated record. Lineage: Eukaryota; Viridiplantae; Streptophyta; Magnoliopsida; Rosales; Cannabaceae. The transcript is spliced from 13 exons.
AACCCUAAGUCUCUACUAUCAGCGGCAGCGCAGGGCAGUGGCCGCUCGGACUGCAGGUAUCCUUUCCCUCUCUCCUCGGCGGCGCUCGCGGCAUCUUUCUCCUUGGCGUCGGCGGCGCACCUUCUUCUCUGUCACCGAGACUUGCAGAUAGUUUGAAUAUCCCUAUUAUCAAUACCAAACGAAAUAUCACAAUAGCUAUAGCUAUAAGCCUCGUUUCUGUUCUAGGGUUUUAGAAAUUAGUCAUGGAGCACGGCAAUGGUGACUUGGAGCACGAGGUCAAGACCAAAAAGCACAAGGGGAAGCAUGAUAAGCCCAAGCCUUGGGACGAUGACCCCAACAUUGACCGUUGGAAGAUUGAGAAAUUUGAUCCCUCUUGGAACGAAGGGGGCAUGCUCGAAGUCUCCACCUUCUCCACCUUGUUCCCUCAGUACUUGGAAAAAUAUUUGCAGGAAAUUUGGCCUAAGGUGAAGUCGGCUUUGAAAGACCAUGGUGUUUCGUGUGAACUAAAUCUGGUUGACGGUUCCAUGACAGUUACAACUACCAGAAAGACUAAGGACCCAUACAUAAUUGUCAAGGCUAGGGAUCUUAUUAAGCUUUUAUCAAGAAGUGUGCCCGUAGCUCAGGCUAUAAAAAUACUGAAUGAUGAAAUGCAGUGUGAUGUCAUCAAGAUUGGAGGUUUGGUUCGCAAUAAGGAACGGUUUGUUAAACGAAGACAACAUCUUAUAGGUCCCAAUUCUUCCACUUUAAAGGCACUUGAAAUACUAACUGGAUGCUAUAUUCUGGUUCAAGGAAACACUGUUGCUGCCAUGGGCUCAUUUAAAGGUUUGAAGCAAGUUAGGAAGAUAGUGGAAGAUUGCAUUCAAAAUAAAAUGCAUCCCGUGUACCAUAUUAAGAUCCUGAUGAUGAGGAAAGAGCUUGAAAAGGAUCCUGCUCUUGCAAAUGAAAAUUGGGAUAGGUUUCUUCCCAAAUUUAAGAAGAAAAAUGUUAAGCAAAAGAAGGUUAAAAGUAAAGAGAAGAAACCAUAUACACCAUUCCCCCCUCCUCAACAACCUAGCAAGAUUGAUAUGCAACUGGAAACUGGAGAAUAUUUCUUGAGUGAUAAGACAAAAUCGGCGAAGAAGUGGCAGGAGAAGCAGGAGCAGCAAGCGGAGAAGACUGCUGAAAGCAAAAGAAAACGAGACGCUGCAUAUAUUGCCCCUGAGGAGCCUAUAAGGCAGGAUGGCAACUCGAAAAAUAAUGACAACGAAGAUGUGGCUGCAAUGGCCAAGUCCUUAAAGAAAAAAGCCAAGGAGUUUGGAAAACAAAAAUUGGCUGAGAAUGUGGAUGCAGAGGCAUAUAUAGCAGAAGCUGGAGAAAAGCCUAAGAAAAAGAAAUCCAAACACAACCAUUCUUAACUAACUACUAUGUUACAUUGGUGAUAUGGUUCAUUGUAACUGAGAACAUACAUGGUUUUGAGAUCUUUGUUAUGAGAUACUCUAAAAUUUUUGACACUAAUAUAGUAAUUGUUAUGGUUUUAUGGUCCCUGAAUAUUGAAAGGUUAGUCGACUUAAUCGUUAUAAAGGUUUCAUGAUGUCUUUUUGAUCUUUUUCAUCAA